Lachancea dasiensis is the source of this 1023-nucleotide messenger RNA. Lineage: Eukaryota; Fungi; Ascomycota; Saccharomycetes; Saccharomycetales; Saccharomycetaceae. The record is from the annotation of a GenBank genome assembly.
AUGAACAAAACGAUAUCGAGGUGUCUAGAUGUUAUCGCCGCAGAUCAUAUUACCCUUAAGCAAUUACUAAGACGGAUCCUGGCAAUUUACGGGAUUGUUGGUGCCGCGACAUUGCCGAAACUGAAGCGUCAUAAUGCGUUGAAUGGACAUACAAGACUGCAACUGCUGCUUCGGAACGCGAAGAUUGCUUCUCUAGUAUGCUGUCUGGUCAAUAUUCAUCCAUUGCUGUACAAACUGUUGCGAACCCGGUGGCUGUCAUUCAAUGCUCUUAUCGUGGCAGCUACCAAGUUGCAAAUACCCCCAUGGAUCUCAACGUAUAUAUUGUUUGAGUCACUGGUAGACCGCAUAUAUUCCUCCGAUGUGAUAAGAGGGAUAACACCACACUUUAGCAAUGGCACUUGGAACACACUAAGGCAAGCUCUUCUCUCUCUGCUGAUACCGCUGUUGCGAGACACUCGUCCGUCAAGGGCCAAGACUAUAAUAUUCGAGCGGAAGAGCUUGUGGAAAAACUUCGGCUCUCUUUUCUUGCUGUGGAACGUCAUUUCAGUGUACCAGUUCUCGAAAUCCCUAUUAUACCGGAGAAAGGGCCAGGAAAAGCGGCAAAAUGGUGACAAAAGGAGUUCGCAAGGCUUUUACACACUAAAGGACAAUCUGAAGGAAAUAAACGAGCUUUCUACAUCAAGAAGUGUCCGGGAGAAAAUUAUCAGUUGCAGUCUUCGACAAAACCUCCCGACUACCAUCAAAUGGGCACUAUGGAGGCAGCUUCUUUGGUCUAUCCUAGGUCCCAAUCACACACUGCGCUCGCACUUACACAUAUCUACGGUAUUGAUGAUUGGUUUUUAUGUCUUAGACAACGGAACUAAUCAAAUGUACAUUCGAGCUGGAGUUCUCAAGUACUUGGUUCGACUGCUAAUUACAGACAGAUUGCUUGGCAACCCUCACUGGCAGACGGUCGCUCUUUGGUUGGGAUCAAACUUGGCACUGCGAAACUAUACUCGUGAGCGACGUCUCAUCACCAGUUAG